CUUCAGCCAUGUCCUGGAGCGCGCUGCCUGCCUGGGCGCUGUAAGCGUUCUCCGCCCGCCUUCCAGGUGCCCUACCCGCCACGCCAGCUGCUGCGUGACUUCCAGAGCCACCUGCCCUACCAGUACCUUCACUACGCACAGUUCAAGGCUAACCGGCUGGAGAAGGCGGUGGCCGCCGCCUACACCUUCCUCCAGAAGAACCCGAAGCAUGCGAUCACCACCGACGGGCCCCUCCCGAACUUGCAGGCCCAGCCCGAGGAGGCCGUCUUCCUCCGGGCUGUGAAGCUCUACAACAGCGGGGGUUCCCGCAGCAGCACGGAGGACAGGGAGCGGGCCCUGGCCGAGUACCUGGCCAUCUUUGCCCGGUGUCUGGCUGGCUGCGAGGGGGCCCACGAGCAGGCGGACUUCAAAGACUUCUAACCAGCCAGAGCAGGGCCUCUGACGUCUCUUUGACCACUCCCACUGGUUGCCGUGGACAGGGCAGCUGCCCUCGGGUACAUGGCCUGGUCUUGGCCACCACUCCUACCUCGUCUCCCCUCCUUGCUCAUCAACUUGCAGCCCUUGGAGCCCUCACUCUGUGCCAAGAAUGCAGCCAGCUCACUCCUGCUGCAGGACUUCUGCUCGUCCUGGGACACUCACCCUCAGGAUCUUUGAGGAUAACUGACUUCCUGGCUGACUCCUUCUGACCUGUACUGCCUUUCCUAACGUUGCUCCAGGAGGCCUUCCCCAAACACACCCUGUACAAGAGCCACCCAGCCCCUCACUGUCACCUCAGCCAGUUUUAUGAUCCUUGUAACACCUAUCACUGUCUAAAUCGCUCCUGUUCAUUUAUCUGCUUGUGUAUCAUGUAGCUCUCUUCAGUAGACUGUCAGCCCCAUGACAGCAAGGGCUUGGUGCUCUGAUCUGUGGGCAUGUGAACCACACACACAUACAUACAAGACACAGACCAUCAAAAAUCCAUUCUGAGAAGCUGUGAGUCUGUAGACCGAGGUCCAGUUCUACCCAAAUGUGCACCUCAGUAAUAUUUGGAAGUAGACCACCUACUUCACCUCUGGGCAUGGACUGGUCAGUGACUCCAGGGUCCUCCCCAGAAAGGACAAGUGGGAGCUUGCUGGUCGUCACAGAACUCAUGUCUUCUCCUGGUGUUUUGACUGAAAUAACAAUCAGCCUUGGCACAAAGGUGAAUUCAAGUGUCCACCACAAAACUGCUUCUACUUUUUAAAAGGCGGUGUGUUCAGGUCUGGUCAUCAAGGUUUCCCAAGGGCUCCUGGCCUCCACACACCCACUUACAGCCCUGCCCUGGGCCUUCUUGUUGGCUCUUCUGCUGCAUCAUCUCUGGUGCAAACACCUGCGGGGGGUGGGGGGCUUGAUUACCUGGGAAUGGCUUUAGCUGUGCUAGCCCCUCUGUGAUAGUUUUUUAAAUGUUAAAAGCACAGAAGGUGACUCUUUAUGUGUUUUCACAAUCAGAAAGGAGGAGAGGAAGCCUUUAAAGUCUGAGUAGGCCAAGAGCGGAGCACUUGCCAACAAAUGAGGAGUAAGGAGGGGAGGCUGAGGGAUGUGAGGGAGGCGGGUGGGGGAGGGGGAGGGCCCGGGUGAUCAUGCGCCCACCUCUGCCCACAGAGGGGAGGGCCCAAGUAGUGUUCACCAGUUACCCAGACCCGUGUCUCUUCCAUCCAACAGAAGUCUCUGCCUUCAGUGCCUUUAAUCACUGGAAAAUUGUAUCAUGGUAACUGGGAUAAAAGAGAUCCCAAAAGCCUGGAAUGUAGCACAAGAGUAGGAAAAAAAUUGAGUUUCCUUGUUUUCAAGUGUUCAAGUAGACACAAAAAUUGUGAAUAAGUGAGCAAAACCCAGCUGGGAAUUCCCGCAGGAGGGAGGCAUACACAGCACUCUUUGGAUAUCAUUCUUGGCUUCCCUCCCUCCUGGGAACAAAACACCCUGGAAAUGGCCAUCAGAAAAGGGGACCAUAUUAGCCAUCCACACCAGGGAAACUCGAGGACCCUCUGCCAGACUGCACCUUAUGGGACCAAACAAGGCAUCUUCGAAAGAAGGCAGCCUGGUACCCCAUCGGGCAGGGCCCACGUAUUCAGGACAAAGUGGGGAUGCUAGCUACCCAGGGAGUCCCCUUCAUCCAUCAGGUAGGGCUGGAGGCCAGGGUGGCCCAGGGUUGAUGGGGUGUGAGGGUGCAUACCUGCAGCUCUCACACCACCCCCAGUGCACUCUGGGACCUUGGCUGGUCACACCUGGGCCCAGUCACAGAGGAGCCCUGAGGAGCAGCUGGUGGCUCCAUGGAGCAGAAAAGCAGGCAGGCACCCUGCCUGGAAUUCCCUAAAGCCUUUGAUUAACUUAUUUGCAGUGGUUAUGUCUUCCUGAAAACUUGUAAGUAAUAAAACUUGCCGUCAGCCCCUGAUACACUGCCCCCUACAGGGCCAAGCCAAUUAUUACCAGGCAAAGAGUAGCCAGAAAACAAGCUGAGGAACUGAUUUGCCAAUCAGAUUCCUCUGAGAGUGGGUGGCAGGCACAGCCCACCACCGGCAACUUUAAUCUCAUCCCCACGUGGAAAAAUAAAACCAGGGAAAUCAAGGUUCCACCCUGACAGUCACACUGGGUAGACUGACCUUCCUCUGUGAGGAUGAGGCAAAGAAAACUCAGAAUCUGGGAAGAUUCUGCAGCUCAAAAUAAACAUCCCCCAAAGGUUCUAGGAAGCUGCCUCCUGGGGGAAAACAAAAAAGAUUUACUGCAACACACAUUUUUAAAAAACAUCAGAAUAUCUGAUUCGAAUUCUCAAUAAGAUUCCAAGGUGCUUUGGAAAAGAUCUAGAAACUAGAAAAGAUCAUGAUAAAGAGGCAGAAAUCUGAGAGCAGGAAGUGUAGCAGGGAGACAGAAACCACAAUAGCUGGAUUCAAACCCAUAAUGCAGGCUGUAAAUAGCAGGCAAGACACUGCAGAAAAUAAAAUCAACAUGGGCAAGGGUAAAAUGGUAAAGAGAUGAAAAGGAAAGAGGCAGGCAGGCAGACACAGGGGAUGUAACCUGGGAAUAAGAGGAAUUCCGGAGAGAAAAGAAUAGAUGAAGCAAAAACAGUAAUCAAAGACAUGAGAGGAGGAAACUUUUCUGGGACACAGAAAGAACUCAGUUGGAAAUGAGAGUAUGUUCUGAGUCCUGAGCAAAGUUAAUAAAAAGAUUACCGCAUUUAGACACACUAUGGUGGAAUUCUCAAAGAAAAAAAGUUAAGAAAAUUUCUGGAACACACACACACACACACACACACACCCUUGGAACAGGAAACUGAAGAGGGAGAGAGAUUUUAUUUUCUUUAUAUCCUCAGUUCUAUUGUUUGUUUUUUAAAAUGUGCAUUAAAAAUAAUUUUAAAAAGAAGUUUACAUUAGGGAGAGGAGUGAUAAAUAAGGAUCUUACAGACUAGGAAAUAAAAGCAAAGAGCCUAAAUUAAAAUGAUCUCAGACUUCUCACAACAUCCAGGGAAGUAAAUGGCCAUUUUUUAACCUCAAUUUGUUAGAACUACACUUUACUUUGUUAACAUAUAUAAAUAUUAUAUAUAGUAUUUGUAGCAGGAUAAAGGAUAUCAAAAUUUAAAUCUUCUUACUUAGAACUUCAGACAUUCAUGAUGCAAUAACUAUCUUUACUACAUUCAAUGCACUUUAAUAUUUUCUAUUCUUGUCUAUAUCAUUUUAUGUUUCUUAAAAUGCACUCUUAUUGUUUCAAAUUGAGGGGUUGUGCCCUGUAGUUUGAAAUAUACUGAUUCAGAAAAACCUAAAGGAAAAGCCAUGUUGUCAUUCAUGAUGAAGGCAACAAAAAGGCCUUUUCAGAUGUGGAAGUUUUUAAAAAAAAUAAUCCCCUCGAAUACUCUUCUUGAAUAAGUCAUAUACUCUUCUUGAAAAUAUAUGCUAGGACACUAGAAAAAAAAUCAGAUGCAAAAACUCAUGAAUAAGAAAAAAGAAUCCAGCUUGAAUCAUCUGCUUAGAGGUGCAGGGAAAGGAAGACUUUCAUAUAUUUCCCCCCCAAAAUAUGAAUUGCUAGCAUCUUUUUUUGCAAUCUUUGGCAAUAUCUUUAUUUGCUUUUAU
Vicugna pacos (alpaca) is the source of this 4076-nucleotide messenger RNA. Lineage: Eukaryota; Metazoa; Chordata; Mammalia; Artiodactyla; Camelidae. The record is from RefSeq and is a predicted model, not a curated record.